Messenger RNA from Diaporthe citri, 2742 nucleotides. RefSeq lists its product as uncharacterized. Gene Ontology annotation, biological process: protein phosphorylation; signal transduction. Gene Ontology annotation, molecular function: protein binding; protein kinase activity; ATP binding. The record is from RefSeq and is a predicted model, not a curated record. The transcript has 2 exons. NCBI's taxonomy places the organism in Eukaryota, Fungi, Ascomycota, Sordariomycetes, Diaporthales, Diaporthaceae. The coding region runs from base 1 to 2742 and encodes 913 amino acids.
AUGGCCAUGUUGGCCUCAAAGUCCCCUUACCAGGCGUCCCUUAGCUCCAACCAGUCGACACUUGUACCCUCGAGCUCGACGCAGUCUUCCUACCCGCCCCCAAGGAGAGCAGCGACUAUCCCCGCGACAAAUCAAUCGUUUGCGAGCCCCACUGAAUCCGAAUUCUCCGAGGGCGAUGGGCCAGAUUCGGUCAAGUACUGGGAUGAAGAUAGGGUUUGCGACUACCUGAGGACCGUCAAGUGUGGUGACUAUGAGAACCUGUUCAGGAAGAACCACAUCAAUGGUGAGAACCUGCUGGAAAUGGACAAGGAGGUCCUGAAGGAGAUGGGCAUCGAUAAGGUUGGCGAUAGGGUCCGCCUGUUUCUGGGCAUCAAAAAGCUGAGGACCCAGGCCUAUGCCAACCAAAAGAAGCGCAAUAGGGAUUCUUUCGGUGGUCUGGAUCUGCAGCAAUACACACCGUCAUCCUCCGGCUCCCCUCGUCCCCCAAACUCAGCAUCUCGUUCCCAGCCUACACCCUUACUGAACAAGAGAUACUCUCGGCAAUAUGAUAUGGCCAUUCCCCUCGACGUAGCAAAACCAUCCUCCAGGCCCACCUCUCCCCUGCCAAGCGCGGACUACAAGACCUCUCGCCAGGCAUACGCACAGGGAACAGUGGGCCAUGGCCUACCUGCCGGGCCUCGCCCGCCCACGUCCCCUCCCCAGGUGCGAUCUGGUCCAACAGCCCAUCACAGGAAUGGCUCCAGCGCCGAUGGAUCUCUCAUGGCCGCCUUGCCUCACAACCAGGAUGUCAUUCGUGUUAUCUCCACUGGCGGGGUCACGAAGGUGGUUAAGAUCGCCGAUUGUAGAAACUGUGCCGAGGUAAUGCGCUUGACGUUGCGGAAAUUCGCGCUCCGGGAAGACCACGAGAGAAACUAUUGUUUCUGGAUACUAGUUGGCGUCGAGGCCAACCCCAAGAUGUGUCGCCGCCUUGGUGACACCGAACUAUGGAAGAUUAUCAAGGACGAAAAGAGGCCGGAGCGAAACCGUCUCAUCCUCAGGCGGGUGCCGGCUGGCGAGCCUGGCCGCGGCGAGCUCGAACGGGCCGCGGCCAUUGCUAUGGAGGAGAACCAGCAGAGCCAUCAUCGCGCGAUUGGAAGCAUCAGCCAUUCAAGCCAGGCCAAGGUUCAGAAGGUACUCGGCGAAAACUGGGAUUCCAUCCAGCCACCACUGUCGCCUGUGACGUACCAGGACCGCGAAAGGAAUGUACAGAAUGCCGCACGGGAGCUGGAGAGACCCGCCUCCAAUGAUGCCAAGUCACCAAAUCCCAGGAGUCGCAAGGUCCUGCGACAGUUUGGUGGACUGCGGCCGCCCAGUGAGCUCAUUGCAUCCGACCUCACGUCCUACUUCCCGGACCACCCCCGCGAGGACAUCGACCGCACUGCUCGGCUGUCAAUGAGGAGGUCUCAACGCCUCAGCAAGUACAACAGCCGUCUCAGCGUUGCCAGCAAUCUCAGCUUUGCCUCGAGCGUGCAGGAUGCGCCUCCUAUCCCUACCAUCGCCGACAGCUGGCUCCACGCUAAUACCCAGCUCGCCAAGGUUCAACCCAGAAAUAUACAUGGGCGGAUGACGCCAAUGUUCAGGGACUCUGUGUCAUCGUCUGUUCUUGAUACCCUACAAGAGGAAUCGAGCCCCGUUGAGCCCAACAGGAAGUCGUAUGUGUCUUUCGCCGACAGCGGGUCUGAUACCGCUGCCGUCAGCGUGACGGACCCUGAAGGCAACGUGGUCCGGCACAGCUACUUCGACGGCGAAAGCAGCACCGGUGGCUCGGGGUCGAGCUCUCUAAGAGAUGUCAAUCAGGCUUUGAACGAAGACGGCGAAGAUGCCGAUGAGGAGCUGCAGAGCUUCCUGUCGGGCGAGUCUUGGGACGACAACAAGUGGAUGAAGGGUGCCCUCAUCGGCCAGGGAUCCUUCGGCUGUGUUUACCUCGCUCUGCACGCCGUCACUGGCGAGCUUCUUGCUGUGAAGCAAGUCGAGUCGCCGUCGCCCGGUGCCAACUCGCAGAAUGAUUCCCGCAAGAAGAGCAUGAUUGAGGCGCUGAAGCGGGAAAUCAGUCUGCUCCGAGACCUCCGACACCCAAACAUUGUGCAAUACCUCGGCUGCAGCUCGUCCUCCGAUUUCCUCAACAUUUUUCUCGAGUAUGUUCCGGGUGGCUCAGUCCAGACGAUGCUGAACUCGUAUGGUGCCUUGCCUGAGCCGCUAGUCCGCAGCUUCGUGCGGCAGAUCCUGACGGGUCUGUCUUACCUGCACGGCAAGGAGAUCAUCCACCGUGACAUCAAGGGAGCCAACAUUCUAGUCGACAACAAGGGAACCAUCAAGAUCUCCGACUUCGGUAUCUCCAAGAAGCUCGAGGCCACCAACAUCCUCAGCGGUGCAAACAACAACAAGCACCGGCCGUCGCUGCAAGGCUCUGUCUACUGGAUGGCGCCUGAGGUCGUCAAGCAGACCAGCUACACGCGCAAGGCUGACAUCUGGUCCCUGGGGUGCCUGGUUGUCGAGAUGAUGACCGGAACACACCCCUUCCCAGACUGCACGCAGCUGCAGGCCAUCUUCAAGAUCGGCGGCUCCAAGGCGGCGCCCACGAUCCCCGAGCACGCCAGCGAGGAGGCUCAGGGCUUCCUGGCCCAGACCUUUGAGCUGGAUCAUAACAAGCGACCCAGCGCCGAUGAGCUGAUGGCCCAUUCUUUCCUGGCGUCCAUCACCUAA